GCUUGCUGGCAGUGUUGUGCCAGAUCGGUGCGCGGUGCUCAUUUGACAGCAUGUGUUGCCGGAGUGGUGCUGUUUCUCCCAGACUGCCUUCAAUCUGGAGCAGGAGGACAGAGUAGGGUUUACAGAUGAAACAUGGGUGAAUAUGAAAGUGCAUUUGAUCUGGCUGUUAUUUAAGAGCCCGAUAUCUGCAGCAGAGCAUCCCAGUGCAGGCAUGCUUUACUGAAACCUGAUCAUCACUGCGGGUCAAAGAGAGUGUGUGUGUGUGUGUGUGUGUGGUACUGAGGAGUGAUACAGCAUCUUUCCAGGGGACAGCAUCCAUACGGCCAUCAGGACAAAAUGGCUGACAAGAGUGACCUAAAAGCAGAGCUGGAGCGCAAGAAACAGCGCCUAGCUCAAAUCAGGGAGGAGAAAAAGAGGAAGGAGGAAGAGAAGAAGAAGAAAGAGUCAGAAACACAGCAGAAAGCAGAGACUGUCCCAGAGGACUCUGAUUUGGACCGCAAGCGCAGAGAGACUGAGGCGCUUCUACAGAGUAUCGGAAUCUCCCCCGAGCCUCCGUUAGUUCCAACACAAAUGUCUCCUUCAAAGUCAAUGAGCACACCGAGUGAGACAGGCAGUCAGGACUCAGUGGAUGGUGCUGCUGCGGGCAGGACCCUGCAGUGGGACACUGACCCCUCUGUUCUGCAGCUGCAGGCUGACUCUGAGCUCGGACGCAGAAUGUACAGGCUUGGAGCAUCUAAGAUCACCCAGGUUGAUUUCCUGCCCAGGGAGGUGGUCUCGUACUGUAAAGAGACACAGACUCCUCUAGCAGCUCAUCAGUCUGAAGAAGAAGAAGAGGAGGAUGAAGAUAAUACAGAGCCCAAAGCAGGCCUGGAGUCCGACCAGAAGGAGGAUGAGGAGAACAAGGACUCAAAGGAAGGCCACCCGCGGGAGCUGACGGAGGAGGAGAAGCAGCAGAUUCUGCACUCUGAGGAGUUUGUGAUCUUUUUUGACCGCAGCAUUCGGGUAAUGGAGCGAGCGCUUGCUGAAGACUCCAACAUCUUCUUCGACUACAGCGGCCGAGACCUCGAGGAUAAAGAAGGAGACCUGCAGGGGGGGUCUAGUCUGUCCUUCAGUCGUCUGUUCUAUGAUGAGCGCUGGUCUAAGCAUCGGGUCAUCACCUGUCUGGACUGGUCCCCUCAGUACCCAGAGCUGCUGGUGGCCUCCUAUAACAACAACGAGGAUGCCCCUCAUGAACCAGACGGCGUGGCCUUAGUGUGGAAUAUGAAGUUCAAGAAGACCACGCCUGAGUACAUCUACCACUGUCAGUCUCCCGUGGUGUCUGUGGGUUUCGCCCGGUUUCAUCCUAACCUGUUGGUGGGUGGCACCUACUCGGGGCAGAUCGUGCUCUGGGACAACCGCAGCCACCGGAGGACCCCGGUCCAGAGGACACCGCUCUCUGCAGCUGCACACACUCAUCCAGUGUACUGUGUAAAUGUGGUGGGGACCCAGAAUGCCAAUAACCUGAUCACAGUGUCCACAGAUGGCAGGAUGUGCUCCUGGAGCCUGGACAUGCUCUCUCAACCACAGGAGAGCAUGGAGCUGGUAUAUAACAAGUCUAAACCAGUAGCUGUGACUGGGAUGGCCUUCCCAGCAGGAGACGUGAAUAACUAUGUGGUAGGCAGUGAGGAGGGAACUGUAUACACUGCAUCUCGACAUGGCAGUAAAGCUGGUAUCUGUGAGAUGUUUGAGGGCCACCAGGGGCCGGUGACUGGUAUCAGUUGUCACAGUGCCGUGGGCCCCGUGGACUUCUCUCACCUGUUCGUCACCUCCUCCUUUGACUGGACUGUGAAACUCUGGAGCACAAAGCACAAUAAGCCGCUGUACUCCUUUGAGGACAAUGCAGAUUAUGUGUAUGAUGUCAUGUGGUCUCCGGUGCACCCCGCUCUCUUUGCCGCAGUGGAUGGGAUGGGUCGUCUGGACCUGUGGAACCUCAACAAUGAUACUGAGGUGCCUACAGCCAGUGUGACGAUUGAAGGAGCCCCGGCUCUGAACCGUGUGCGCUGGGCCUCUGGAGGUAAAGAGGUGGCUGUGGGAGACUCAGAGGGCCGGGUUUGGAUCUAUGAUGUUGGAGAGCUGGCAGCAGCGCACACCGAGGACUGGGCACGCUUCGCUCGCACGCUAGUGGAGAUCCGCGCCAACCGGGCCGACGGUGAGGAGGAGGGGCCGGUGGAGCUGACCGCGUAGAGACGCAGUCUCAGAACAUCUGACCAACACUGUCUGUCCUACAUCAACAUUCAGCCCGGCGUGACUCACCCACAUAGCGGCCAGCAUGUGCAUUAGAGCUUUAAUCCAGUCUGAAAACCAGAUCAGAACUCAACAUUACACAGCCGGAGUCGCGGCCAGAGUCUCGGCCACAGCCGCAAGUUUGGAUGGCGAAUCCGUCCGAACGACUGCAGUUCUACGAUAUUCAGUCCCGGCCCGACCACCAGCACCAACUGGAGACAGAACGCUUUAAAUGGCCCUGGUAAACCUGAAAACCCUGUAAAAGUCACAGAUUUUUAAAAUCUCAAUUACCAGGCCUGGAGAUGCCUAAAACAUUUAGGAAAAUGGUUAAAAUUCUUAAAAACCUCUAUUACAAGGAUUACCGGUAUUAAGCAAAAUGAUUUCCUUAGAAGCACGCUUAAUAUUUUGAUAUUUUAAGGGGAAAAGUGUUCAACUGGUCAACCUCAGAGCCAGAGCCAACAUAAAUGACUCCAGCAUGCAAAUAAAAACUGUAAAAAGUAAAACAGCGAGAAAAUCUAUAGAAAUGUGGAUACUGACUAUUGGAAGCCUCGAUGUUUGAAGGUUUAAAGACAUAUUUAAAGCUCUAAUGUGCAUCUACACAGCACUAGGCCCUGUUCACACGUAUCCGGAAAUUUUAAAACACAUAAAUUUACCUCCCACAAUUUUUUUUUUUUUUUUGCUAAUCUUUCUAUUAACAUGGAUACAGAAAUGCUCGCAUGAUACACACUUUUCCCUACAUAGUGCACCAUGCAAGCCAUUAAAUUACAGAUGCUAAAUCUAAAUAAAGAACUAUGUAUAUAUUUGUAACAGAUCUAGCUACAAGAACUAACUAACUAACUAAUCUGAAAGAUGAUGAUGUAGUUUUAUGGCUUAUGUAGUUCACUACAUAGGAAAAAAGGAUGUAUUUGAGAUUUAGACAGAGGCAUGCAUGCUUUCAAUAUUUAAUAUUCCACAUUAAAGUACAUUUUUAAAAAGUUCAGUUUUCAGUGAUUAAAAAAAAUGCAUUUUAUGAGGGCAGAAGCCUAAUACUGCAAUGUGGAGAAUCUGGCGAUACCAAUUCCGAUCAGAUGCAGUUGCUGAACACAGCCUUCUAAAUAACAUCAUGCUCAAACUGUGAAACAAAUAUUCUACAUAAAGAACAAACACAUACAUUACUGGCUUUAAUAACAGGCUGACAGCACUGAUAUAGUUAGUGGCUACAAAGUUAUAAAUGUUCAUGUGUUUGCAGUAAAGAUGAGCAUUAAAUGCAAACCAUUAUGGCUAUUGGGUUUGUAGUGUAGUAACUUUUAAUAGUACUUUUUUUUUUGCUCAGUGCUAUUCCAAUCUGUUUAGGGCUUGAUUAAGUAAAUGAAGUCUGGUUCAAUGACAAAAAACCAAGGUCCAGAUGUGGCCCACAAAUGCAACGUCCAGGUCUGGUUUUGACUUAGGUUUUGAUCAUAUUGGUAAUACUUCUUUUUCUUCCAAUAUUUUUAUUAAGUGAUUUUAAAAAUAUCCGGAUACGUGUGGAUGUAGCACUAUUUACUCUGGUUUUGUUCAUCACAGAUUCCUUAUACAGAGCCCACACGUAUUAUGAUGAUCAGCUGAAGCACUUUGUAUUGCUUUGUACUUCUGUUGUGCGAGAGUCUACUGUAAUUCACUCGUUCUGUUUGUUAACAUAGCUUAUGAUGUGUACCGGUAAUCACAAGUCAUUGUUUUAGCAGUUGUUUAUUUAUGGGAUUUACGUGCCAGAUUUGUUACACUGAAAGAUAAGGCCUGCUGCCAUAGGCUUUUGGUAAUCAAUGUGAAGUAAAAAAAAAAAAAAAAAAAAAAAAAAGCUCAUAAGCUGCUAUGAAGCUUCUUAAUGCAGGCCAAAGAGGACAGGAUCCUUUGCACGGUCAAUUACUUGCUGUGCUUGUGCUGUGCAUUUGUGUGUGUGUGUAUGUAUGUAUGUGUGUAUAUAUAUUUUUGUAUUUACUUCCUGCAUGAAGUACAGUAAUGAAGCGAGUCCUACAGACAUGUGACCGUCUCAACUAGAGUAUUUAUAACGGCUACAAGGUUAAUGUCAGUCAAUGACAAUGAAGUGUGUUGUGCUUAUGAAAAGACAGGAGUUUAAUUCCACAUUUAAUCGAUACAGUGUGCUGACGGAAAAGCCAGAACGUAUUGCUAUGUACGAGAUGUGUGCCCAGUGGUUUCAUGCUAAUAAAAAUGGCAAAAUGGCAUAUGCUUCCAAACCGCAUAAAAAGCAA
Messenger RNA from Astyanax mexicanus (Mexican tetra), 4487 nucleotides. RefSeq names its product cytoplasmic dynein 1 intermediate chain 1 (gene dync1i1a). NCBI's taxonomy places the organism in Eukaryota, Metazoa, Chordata, Actinopteri, Characiformes, Acestrorhamphidae. The record is from RefSeq and is a predicted model, not a curated record. Bases 337 to 2223 code for a protein of 628 amino acids. Gene Ontology annotation, molecular function: dynein heavy chain binding; dynein light chain binding. The transcript is spliced from 17 exons. Gene Ontology annotation, cellular component: cytoplasmic dynein complex. Gene Ontology annotation, biological process: transport along microtubule.